AUGCCGCCUGGUAAUAAGUCGGUUUAUGUGAUGGCAGAAUGUUGGAGGACUUUGAGUCCAGGGAAUUGUAGGAAGUGUUUAGAGAAUGCGUCCGAGGUGAUAUCGAAAUGUUUGCCGUGGUCGGAGGGCAGAGCAUUGAAUACGGGGUGUUUUAUGAGGUAUUCUGAUACAAAUUUUCUAAAUCCUAUACAACAGACAGGUGGCUCGAAAAAUAAAGGGAAGAUGGUAGCGAUUGUUAUUUCCAUUAUUAGUUCUGUGUUGGUUUUGGCUGUUGCGUUGAUGAUUGUUUUAUACUUCCGGAGACACAGAUAUAUACAACAUAUGAGAAGAGGAUCUUAUGAUGUUGAGAAACUAGCAAAGAUUCUUACUGAUAGUAGCUUAAACUUCAAAUACUCCACAAUUGAGAAAGCCACAGCAAAUUGGGAUGAGUCCAACAAGCUUGGACAAGGAGGAUUUGGAACCGUCUAUAAGGGUGUUCUUUCGGAUGGACGAGAAAUAGCUGUGAAGAGGCUCUACGUCAACAACAAAUUCAGGGCAGCAGAUUUCUACACCGAAGUUAACAUAAUUAGCAGUGUUGAACACAAAAACCUUGUCAGGCUUUUAGGAUGCAGUUGUUCAGGACCUGAAAGCAUUCUCGUAUAUGAAUAUCUUCCAAACCUGAGCCUCGACCUCUUCAUUUUUGAUGAAAUAAAAGGAAAGGAAGUAAACUGGGAGAAGAGAUCUUUUCAAGAUGAUAAAAGUCACAUUAGUACUGCCAUCGCGGGUACGCUUGGAUAUAUGGCUCCAGAGUAUCUAGCCCAUGGUCAGUUAACCGAAAAGGCAGAUGUCUACAGCUUUGGAGUUUUACUUCUUGAAAUAGUCACUGGAAUGGAAAACAACAAAAGCAAUACAAUGGAAUAUACCGACAGCUUAAUCUCCACCACAUGGAAGCACUUCCAGAAAGGUACAGUGGAGCAAAUCUUCGACCCGAAUCUAUUGAUGGAUAUUUACCCAAACACUAUUUUCAAGAAAGAUGCAUUAAAAGUUGUACACGUAGGACUUCUAUGCACCCAAGAAGCUCCAUCUUUAAGGCCAACAAUGUCAACUGUACUGAAAAUGUUGGCAAAAGAUGAUGAACAUUUACCCCUCCCUUCUAAUCCCCCUUUCAUAGACGAAAAAACCAUGGAACUCAACAACAUUACACAACAGUUACUUCAUGAUCAUCAAGGGGAAAGCUCUGGUUCAGUUGCUACAAUUUCCUAUAGUGAUUUCUAUCCGAGGUAACACUGGUUAUCUAUCAUCGAUAACAACAACCGUGUUUACGUCAUUUCCACAGGCAAAAGAUCAAGAGAUAGUCAUGUACUCAUGUCACUAGCAUCAUUCCAGUACAAGCCAAACACAAUAAAACCUAUUUUGUCAUGUAACACGAUAACUGGUGAAAUCACUACUAUGGUCCUCAGUCUCAUCAUUUUGAUAUCGUGACGAGAGGGUGAAUUUGUUUGUAGGAUUAAAUAUGUAUUUUAGUUAGGUAAGUUGUUUAAUUUAUUGAUAGGUUAGAAUGUUGUGUAUAAAAUAGAAAAGUAGAUUCCUAUUAUUUUGUAAUGAACAUGAUUUCCAAUAAUGAAGCAAAAGGUAUAUAUGUAAGAGUUUUAAUAGCAAAUUAAGCCUUUUUUUGUUACAAAUCUC
Molecule: messenger RNA, 1665 nt
Organism: Lactuca virosa
Lineage: Eukaryota; Viridiplantae; Streptophyta; Magnoliopsida; Asterales; Asteraceae
Source: the annotation of a GenBank genome assembly